Molecule: messenger RNA, 2141 nt
Organism: Pomacea canaliculata
Lineage: Eukaryota; Metazoa; Mollusca; Gastropoda; Architaenioglossa; Ampullariidae
Exons: 2
Coding region: 197-820 (207 amino acids)
Source: RefSeq, a predicted model, not a curated record
UAGGAUCAACAGGUGGACAGCUUUACUGUGCUUGUACAUGCGGUAUUCAGUCUUCUUGACAAGAACACCUUUAGUGUGUCGAUGGGACUAACAAAGUGCGUAUUUCUGGUUGCGAACCACCAUCUCCAGUGAUGACAAUCCGACUGUCUAGUGUUGUAACAAAGUUUUUACCAAAAUAUCCCAUUGUAAAUAUACAAUGUUGUGUCGCAGAGGUAAAACAUUUACAGUAAAAAUUUGCGCAUUAAUUGUCAUCGUUGUGUUGGCCUUGCUAUGGCGCAAGGAGUUAGUCCUCCAGUUUGAGGUCAUUAGCUACGGUCAUCAUCCGACACUGACUCUGUUCUCGGCGCACGAGCGAACGUUGAACGGCGACUUAGUGGUGACUGUGGUGGGGAUUGCGAACAGAGACCACGUAACGUUCACCCACGUGACCUGCCGUCUGACUGUCAGGAAGGAAAGGACCAGAAGCGGCAAUGGCAGUGUCUACUGGGACACGCAAGGAAACGUCUCAGUUUUACCUGAUCAUCAUGAUGAAAGGUACGGAGCGAUUUUGAUUGACUGCCCCCUACAUGAUGGACCAGCACGUCCCAGUUUCGCGUCCGUGAUCCUCAGUACGACCGACCCUGAUCUGUACACUGUGAGAGUACCUCCCCUGAAUCAGGACCACCCCGUCUACAGAUGGCGCUGUGCGUUCCGCCCAUCCAUGGCGGAUACAACAGAUGGAAGGAACUCAUUGAGACGCUGGAGCUGCUGCAAAUGUUGGGAGUCGAUCAUGCCGAGAUGUACAUCCUUGACGUCGGGCCCAACGUCACUUCCGUCUUAAUUACUACGUCACUAGCGGCUUCCUUCGCUUGCACGUGUGGCCAGACCCGCCACAGCCAGUCCACUACUUUGGCCAGCUGGCUGCUAUGCACGACUGUCUUCUACGCAUGCGCAAUGUCGCCAAGCUGGUCAUGUUCACCGACCUGGAUGAGAUCAUCUUGCCCCACCGCCAUGAGUCUUUGUCCGACAUGCUGCAAGACGUUCUCAAAGAACUGCAGGAUCCAGACCAAAUAGGAGCUUUCAAUUUUCUCAACACAUUUUUCGAGUCAGCCAGUGUCGACCUCUUGCAGCUGAACUCGAACUUGAACUCUCACCAACUGUUUCUCGCCGAUACCUUAGGACUACGGACAGUGUCCAGACUGUUGCAUAGAAAAAUCUUUAAUUACACCGAUCGCUCGAAAUGCAUUGUGGACCCGUUGAAAGUCACCAGGAUGGAAAUCCAUUAUGUAGGAAACUUUUCAAAGGGCUUCAGGUCGAUCACCGUUGAUCCCAGUAUUUCUUUGCUGCAUCACUAUCGUGUGAAAGAAGGCGAGGAAAGUCUUCUUGUUCGAGAAACUUCUGCCUUAAAAUACUCCGCGAGAUUAAUCAAAAGAGUUCAAAAUGUGUGGGCUGCACUCGGAGUUGAGACACCUGUAGGAGGGCAGCAUGGAGAGCAAGAAGGGACAAACCCAAAUUUAUUUUGUAGUUUUGGGGGAAUUUUCUGGUCUUCAAACUAUGGCGUUUAUGUUUGUGUCUGUUUGUCUCUGCUUGCUGUUUGUGGCUUGUCAAGACGGAGGUGUAAAAGGUAAUCAUUCCACAUCAAUCAUUGACAUUUGAAAGACUAACCUCAGCUCAUGAUAAUUUUCAAAUAACUAGGUUUAAUUAAUAGGUCGUAUCGGUUGGGUUCAGUCUUUUAGUAAUAAGCAUUUUAGCACCAGACUAUUUACCUGCACCGAAAGAAGGAAGGCAGCAGGACUUCAAAAGCAGGUUUGCCAGGCUGCGUCAAUAUUUAUUGCCUCUGGGUUGUCCUCCCUUUAGCUUGUAAAUCACAAUGUAUUUAUUCAAAGGGUCCAAUAUAUUUCCUAGACCUUGCUUGAUCUAACUUAACAAAACACAAACGCUUCUUAUUAAAAGAAUUGUUGACGAUCAUAUAAAUAAACUGUAGAGGUAUGAGGGUACAAUAAUACUCGGUAAAUUCGCUUUCAUUAUAAAACGAGAAUUUGUAAUCGGUUGACACCACCUUUUUGUUUAUCGAUCAGUUGAUUACUUUAUUUCCACAAUGAUAACAAUUUUUUUGUAAAUAUUUGCUUGAAGUGCAGGACUUGCAGUAUUCAUUCAAAAAA